AUGCUUGGACCGAAAUUGGUUCAUGAAACCACAAAAAAGGUAGCUAUCAUUUGGAGGAGGUUAAUCACAGCACAAAGCCAGCAAAAGAGUUAUGCAGAUGAGAGGAGACUACCCUUUUCUUUUGAAGUAGGUGACCAUGCGUUUUUGAAGAUAUCACCUAGAAAAGGUUUGAUGAGAUUUGGCCAGAGUGAGAAGCUAUCACCUAGGUUCAUCGGUCCCUUUGAUAUCAUUAAACGAUUGGGAGAAGUUGCUUAUCGUCUUGCUUUGCCCCCACAAUUAUCAAGGAUACAUGACGUGUUUCACAUCUCAAUGCUUCGCAAGUAUGAGCCUGACCCAUCUCACGUCUUAGACUGGACGAAUCUUGAGGUAGAUGAAAAUGUUUUCUACGAGGAUAAACCAAUGAAGAUUUUAGAUUCCCGAGAGCAUGUUUUGAGAGGUAAAACUAUACCUCCAUUCAAAGCACUAUGGCACCAUCAUGGGGUAGAAGAAGCCACUUGGGAAAGGGAAGUGGAAGUUCGUGAAAAAUACCCUGAUAUGUUUAAUGAUGCAUGA
Messenger RNA from Camellia sinensis, 552 nucleotides. RefSeq lists its product as uncharacterized. NCBI's taxonomy places the organism in Eukaryota, Viridiplantae, Streptophyta, Magnoliopsida, Ericales, Theaceae. The record is from RefSeq and is a predicted model, not a curated record.